AUUGGAUUAGGUUUUGAUUUAUUAAAUUCUUUAAAAUGUCUGCAACAAUAAAGUUAGGAAAAACUACAAUUAAAAGAAAUGAUGGUAAUGUUUAUAUUAUAGCGGAAAUAGGACAAAAUCAUCAAGGAAAUUUGGAAACGGCCAAGCAAAUGAUAUUGGAAGCAAAGAGAAUUGGAUGCGAUUGCGUUAAAUUUCAAAAAUCAUGCCUUGAGGCAAAAUUUACUGCCGCGGCUUUGCAACGGCAAUACGAGGAUCCUCACUCCUGGGGAAAAACUUAUGGAGAACAUAAAAUGCAUUUAGAAUUCUCAAUAGCACAAUACCAAACAUUGAAAGAACUGUGUGAGAGGAUUGGUUUAGAUUUUACAGCAUCGGCAAUGGAUGAGAUCUCAUUGUAUCAGCUAGAUGCCUUGGAUGUUCCGUUUAUAAAAAUUGGUUCUGGAGACGCUAACAACUUUCCAUUAUUAAAAAAAGCGGCGCAAUUAAAACGACCGUUGAUUAUCUCUACGGGUAUGCAAAAUAUGAAAACAAUUAACCGUAUAGUAGAAAUAAUGAGAGAAAAUAACAAAUACGACUACGCGUUAUUGCAUUGUAUUUCUGCAUAUCCGACUCAGCCACAAGAUUGCCGAUUGCGGAUGAUAACUUUAUUUAAACAAAAAUUUCCGGAUAUAUUAAUUGGUUAUUCGGGACAUGAGCUAGGAGCCGAAAUAUCGAAAGCUGCUAUAAACCUGGGGGCUAGCAUUCUAGAGAGACAUUUCACUUUAAAUAAAAAGCAAAAGGGUUCAGAUCAUCAAUGCUCACUGGAACCCCAGGAAAUGGAACAACUUGUUUAUUAUAUAAGGAGCCGCAAAAGUUCUGGAUUUAUUUUAAACGAUCUACACGAUAAUGAAGAGCUCAUGGCUGCCUUAAAUCCGAUCGAGGAGAGACGCCUGUUUCCUUGCGAAUUUAAAUGUCAUUCAAAAUUAGGUAAAUCUUUGGUGGCAGCGCGGUAUAUAUCAGCUGAAGAAAUACUUGAUGAAACUGACAUUUUAAUAAAAGUUAGCGAGCCCAGCGGAAUUUCCGCCGAUGAAUAUUACAAUGUUAUCGGUGCGCAGAUGAACGAGAACAUAUACCAAGAUUCUCCUUUAUUAUGGAGGCAUAUAAAAAAGUAAAUCAAAAAAUUCGGAAUAAUUCUAUUUAAUAAAUACUCAUCCAUUAAUUAAGGAACAAGACAUUUUCUUUAUGUUUUUUCUU
Glossina fuscipes is the source of this 1230-nucleotide messenger RNA. RefSeq names its product sialic acid synthase (gene NANS). NCBI's taxonomy places the organism in Eukaryota, Metazoa, Arthropoda, Insecta, Diptera, Glossinidae. Gene Ontology annotation, biological process: carbohydrate biosynthetic process. The transcript has 3 exons. The coding region runs from base 36 to 1148 and encodes 370 amino acids. Gene Ontology annotation, molecular function: N-acylneuraminate-9-phosphate synthase activity. The record is from RefSeq and is a predicted model, not a curated record.